Solenopsis invicta (red fire ant) is the source of this 2957-nucleotide messenger RNA. Its product is annotated as transmembrane protein 165. The transcript is spliced from 6 exons. Gene Ontology annotation, biological process: calcium ion transmembrane transport; Golgi calcium ion homeostasis; manganese ion transmembrane transport. NCBI's taxonomy places the organism in Eukaryota, Metazoa, Arthropoda, Insecta, Hymenoptera, Formicidae. Gene Ontology annotation, cellular component: Golgi apparatus. Gene Ontology annotation, molecular function: calcium ion transmembrane transporter activity; manganese ion transmembrane transporter activity. The coding region runs from base 267 to 1136 and encodes 289 amino acids. The record is from RefSeq and is a predicted model, not a curated record.
GGCCGCCGUGGCCGCUCUCAGGUUCCUCUCUGACUAGAGUGAGCUAGAGUUCCUAGUCCUAGCUCCGGUGUAGGCGUACAACCUGGUGCAACCCAACCCUAACCUUCUCCUGAAUCACGAACACGGAAAAAAAACAAAAUGGUGAUCGCGGUAUGAUUUCUGUAGAUUCGGAGCGAGGACAUUUUUUUUUUAAGGUUAUCUCAAGCGCAACGCGCUGUCACGUACAUCAUUCUCAAUAGUGAGUUUAUACCUCCAAGUAUCGCACGAUGGGAGCUGCACGAAACUUAAUUUACGCUUGCUCCCUGAUUUUAACCUUUUACCUGUCGGCCGUUAUCUGCGAGAUCGAGCCUCAUUAUGAUGAGAAAAUUCAACUGUCGGCGACGUCGACGAAAUUGCCGGAAUCCGUGUCCGAAAAACCACAGGACAGGUUUGGCUUCGUACAUGCAUUCGUAGCAUCCCUAUCGGUUAUCGUGGUAUCGGAAUUGGGAGACAAAACGUUUUUCAUCGCCGCUAUUAUGGCGAUGAAGCAUCCGAGGUUGACUGUAUUCGUGGGCGCGAUAAGCGCUCUCGCACUGAUGACUAUUCUCUCAGUGGUAUUUGGAUAUGCAGCUACAAUAAUUCCUCGUGCGUAUACCUACUAUAUCUCUACAAUUCUCUUCGCUCUGUUUGGAUUAAAAAUGUUACGAGACGGAUAUUAUAUGUCGCCAACGGAAGCGCAAGAAGAAUUAGAGGAAGUUCAGUCUGAUCUAAGGAAAAGAGAAGAUGAGUAUGAAAAGGAGACGACGAGUACUUUAGUACAAGAUCCUGAGACUGGAGUAAUACGUAAAACCACUAAAAGUAGUGCACUCAUGCUGCUUUCAAGAAUACUCCUCCAAGCAUUCACCCUUACCUUUCUUGCGGAAUGGGGGGAUCGUUCUCAGUUAACAACCAUUAUCCUUGCGGCAAGAGAGGAUGUUUACGGUGUUGUAAUAGGUGGAAUAUUAGGUCAUUCGUUUUGUACAGGCUUGGCGGUUUUAGGAGGGCGUAUAAUAGCGCAAAAAAUAUCAGUGAGGACAGUGACCAUUAUUGGAGGUUUGGUAUUCCUAUUAUUUGCCAUAACAGCACUCUUCGUCAAUCCCGUGGAAGACAUCCCUUGAGGACAUCUCUUCUUUAACUUCCGAAAUUUCUAUCAGUAUUUAUACUGCUUCGUGAACACUAUGUAUCGUGUACGUUGUGAGAAUAUUGUACAAUUGUAUUCUACAGUUUCUACAAAAUCACGAAGUUAGCCAGGUGUCAGUUCCAGCCGACGAGAGAGAACUGUUUUCUUAAUAUAGAUUAGAUAUAAAUUAUACAGGGUGAUUCACAUAACGUGAGAAUUGUAAAUAAUUAAAAAAAAUAAGUUCUUUACGAAAAAUGUUUCAAAUUAAAGUUACGUGAUGUUGUGGGGGAAAAUAAGAUGACAUUUUAUUUUAUUAGAGAUAAUUUCAAGAUCAUACCAAGAUCCACUUUUCUUUUUUAAAUUUAUAGAUUUAAGACCACGAUUUGUAUAUAACAAAUUAAAUAGAAGAUAGGCCAAAAUGAUCAUAGCAAGAUUUUACUGUUGAAUUAAUAUUUCAUAUGUGAUUUUUACAUACAGCUUCCAAUUCAUUCGAACUAUGCGCCGUUACUUUCAGUUUCAAACACAGUUCUUGAAAAUGAACUAAAACAACUUUUUUUUUAAAGACAACAUUUUUUACAAAUUUUUAAAGCUGUGUUUACGUUUUCAAAACAUUGGUUUUUUAAAAUGAUUUUGACGAUUUCAUUACUUAUCUAUGAACCUCUCUAUUUUCGAGAUUGUUAACUAUAAGGAUCUUUAAAUAACUUUAAACAACUCUGAACACUUAAUAAAAUGUAUCGAAUAAGUUGUUUACAGCAGUUAACUUAAUAAAUAUAAUAAAUACAAUAAAUAAGUAAUCGAUAUAAAGCAUUUUAUCAUAAAGUAAAUUGAUUCAAGAGCCUUACUUGAUUGAAGAACCUAAUUGUUAAUAAAUACGAAAAUUGAAAGAUUCAUAAAUAAAUAACGACGUUGUCAAAAUCAACACAAAACUGUUUUUUACAAAGCCUUGAAAUGAUCUCUUGAAGUCAAACAUGCUACGCUAAUCUUACUUCCCCCGUAAAAUCACACAACUUUUAUUUGAAACGCUUUCUCGUAAAAGGCUUAUUUUUGUGAUUCUGACGUUAUCUUACGUCUUACAUUAAUCACUCUAUAUAUAGAAGUGCUUGAAAGAGUAUCAACGAGGAACAAAGUUUCUUUGCUAAGUUAAAUGAUAAUACAGAUUUUUAAAUUCAGUAUCUAAUUUUUUCUGUUAACGAUCAUAUAUAUAAAUGAUCGAGAUGCCGCAUACUUGUCGUAAAGUUCUCUUUAAGUUGGAAAAUUCAAUAUUUAAUUACAUUACUAUUUGUGCUAAUGACAUACUUCAUGAUCUUUGGAAAAUUAUUUUUUGCAUUAUAUAAUAGGAACGAAUCAUAAUGCGGCAUUUAUCUAAAACGUAGGAAUCCUCGUAAUGUGAACAUUUUGCCGAACUUGUGUACCUAACGUCUGUGCUUGUGUGCAGAUAUCAUUAUAGACUGUACUUCACAUAAAUAAGCUUAUCGCCUGUACCAUAUUUGUUGCCGUUUGUAAGAUACUAAAGAAAUGUAAUAUAUAAUAAUAGAAACAAAAUACUAACGUGAAGCCGCAUAGACGAGAUUUGAUGUAAUAAAGAAUGAGACAAAGGAGUGUUUGUUUAAAAAUGAACAUUCCUAAUAUAAUAAAAUUGUAAAUAAACUUCUUCCCUAUCACACCAUACCGAAUAUUAACACAGUAAAGAUCGUCCAGAAAACUAACUUAACAAUAAUGUAUUAUAAAAGAAAAUUUUGUUAUGUUGAAAUAUAUAAAAACUGUAACAUAGAUAUGUACAAAUACAGAAUUGUUAUGUAUAAAGAUCAUGUUAUACGAA